AUGAGGACCCUCGAUCCGACUUCAGCAAUACCGACACGGAUCCCUCGGCCGACUUUCAUGGCUGCAUCACCACGCACCCCUUCCAUCCGCGCAGUCCGCUAUAGCGCCAUGAAUCGAGUCAACAAUAUCUCCACGGCGACUGGAAGCCAUUCUCAGUCCAGCUGGCCCUCCCAGAAAUCGCCCAAGUCAUCCUCUUUGACUAACGCUGUGCCCAGCGAUCUUUCAGCUCAAGGCAUCAAGCAUGGCGAUCGUAUUGCCAACCUCGAAGACAUACCCCGUACAGGGAGCAUGCAAUCCCCCGGCCACCGGGCCACGGCUUCGGCCGCAAGUGCCGUGACAAUGACGCAAAGCCUGUAUCAGAGGAUGCGGGAUCGCUCCUCUGGAGGCCCUGUCCGGGCAGACGUCCACUCUGUCGUCUCGGUGGAAACCCAGGUAUACGCCCCCAGAGACGGCGACAGCUCCGUGACCGACGAGCAUUUGCAUCCCAGCAGCGCCAGAGGAGCUCUCCUUGAACCAGCUGCGGACAUCCUCGAGCGACCCAUGACUCCGACUCCUUUUUCGGUCUUGCUGAAGGUAUCCGAAACUUCAGAGAUCCAUGAUGAGGACGAUGGCAAGCAACAUCGAGACACAAAGAAGCCGAGCUCUGCAUCGCAUCACCUGGCUAUCACAGUUCAGCCGGCAGUCAUUUACGCUUCGCAAAACUCGGAGCCGGCGACCCAGCUCGAAAGCUGCUCCGACAGAGACAUCGCUGCAAAGAGAACCGUUCUCAACUGGGGGGCUCAGUCCAAGCCUUUGAGAAGGGACGAGGAGGGUCGUGUGGUCUCUCGGCUCCAUCCGCUCUAUAGGACCAGCGCUUCCAAUCACGGCGAGGCCAGGCGCCCUUUGUACACUGCCAUCCCCGUCAACAUUGCUACCAGCAGCAGCAUGCAAGCCGAGCAUGGCAGUUCCGAUGGCGGCACCGUCACUGACUCGCCCGUGCCCGAGGGAAUCUCCAUCCUGAGUUCAGCCGACCUGACCGAGACGGCGCCCAGGGUCGGGCCGACGACGCUCCAAAGCGACAUACAGGAUCUCGAGUCUCUCCGCCGCGGCCCUCGACUGCGCCACACCCGCAUGCCCCCGAACCCGAGCAUGGCCGUAAACGCCGGCCGCGGCGUGCCGGGCGACACAAAGAAGCUGUGGACUUCGCUCGGCCGGUCGCGCAGAAUGAUGCUCACGUCGGCCAUCCUCCUCGAGUCCUCCCUCCUCAACGCCGUCGCCAGUGUCACCGCCGUGGUCGUGAUCCAAAUCGAGCACGGCUACGCCGGCUUGGGUCUUGUGGCGUGGGCCGCCUUGAGCGCCGCCUUCGUCGUGGCGUUUGGCGUGCUUCUGGCGUUCGCCUUCCUGCAGUACCGCAAGAUGAACAACGAUGUGGUGUCUGGCGAGAGCUGGAUCGAGAUGCAUGUCCGGUCCCGGCCGCUCCCGCCUCCGCCGCAGGGCCAGGGCCAGGGCCAGGGAGGCGAGCACAGCAAGCAAGAAGAGAAUGGUGCCACCGAGGCGUGGCAGAAAUUCAUCCAAGAUCACGAGCAGCUUCGCCGAUACGUUGAGUUCCUCGAGAGUCGCAUCGGCGUGCUAGAGGAGGGACGGCCGAACCCAGGCCAGCAGUACUACAAUGACGAGUCGAAUACCGCUGACGAAGCCGGAGCCGGCAAGAAUGCAGCUCGCGGCAACACGGUGAACAGAAUCAGCCAGACCCCGAGGGCCAGCACCACCCUCGCCGCUCCUGGCGACGACAACACCUCGAAGCCGAAGAAGCUGGUGAGCGCUAGUGGUUCCAUGUCCCAUCGCCAGCUACUUCAGCCAGAGGACGCGGCAUCAGGGCCAUCGGAAUCCUGGCAACAGGGCAGCGACAGCGAUGGCAGCGGCGCGAUCCCCAAGUCUGACACGAAGGUCAGCAUCCUGACGGAGCUGUGCGAGGCUGUCACGGAGGGAUACAGCCCUCUGUCCGAGCACAUGCCCCGGGGUUCGUCUCACCUCUCCCAGAACCUUGACACCCACACCACGCCCUCAGCGGGCCGUUCGCGUAACAGCACUCUCAGUCCCCUCGGGCCUGGUGUUCGUUCGGCUGAUGUUCUGAAGGGUAAAGGCGAGAAUAUCUGA
Molecule: messenger RNA, 2136 nt
Organism: Parathielavia appendiculata
Lineage: Eukaryota; Fungi; Ascomycota; Sordariomycetes; Sordariales; Chaetomiaceae
Exons: 3
Coding region: 1-2136 (711 amino acids)
Source: RefSeq, a predicted model, not a curated record